Molecule: messenger RNA, 1059 nt
Organism: Lottia gigantea (owl limpet)
Lineage: Eukaryota; Metazoa; Mollusca; Gastropoda; Lottiidae
Exons: 1
Coding region: 1-1059 (352 amino acids)
Source: RefSeq, a predicted model, not a curated record
AUGUUUAAGCUAGCAUUGCUUGUAGCUAUUAUCGCUUAUGCUUACUCGCAAGGGUUCAAUGAUUAUGGCAAUACCCUAAAUCAGCAGAACGCUCUGGCCUACGGUGGCGGUUACAACGGCGGCUACGGUGGUUACAAUGGCGGUCACGGAAGCGGACACGGCAGUGGGCACAGUCACGGCAGUCACUCCAAGAAACACAAGAAAGGUCAUUCGGGAAGUCAUUCAAAAGGUCAUUCCGGAGGUCAUUCUGGUGGAAAUUACGGCGGUUACGGUGGCUACAACGGCGGAUACCCCGCACCUUACGGAGGUAACCAAAACAGAGGAUACUACUACGAUCCCUAUGCAGCUGGAGGUUACGGCUACGGCGGAAAUGGAUAUGGAUUUGGUGGAAGUUACGGAAGCCAUGGAAGUCAUAGCAAAAAACACGGACACGGAAGUCACAGCAAGAAGCACGGAGGUCACAGCAAGAAACACGGGAGUCACAGCAGAAAACACAGUCAUAGUGGUGGCCAUAGUGGAAGCGGCAGCUACGGCGGAUACGGUGGAUACGGCUACGAUGCUUACGGAAAUCCAAUCGGAUACGGAGGAAAUGCCGGGUAUUACGGUGGAAAUGGUGGAGCUCAAUACGACGCAUACGGAAAUCCCAUCAACAACAAUUACAAUGGGGGAAACGUCCAAUAUGACGCAUAUGGAAAUCCCAUUUACAACAAUUUCAAUGGAGGAAAUACCGGAUCAAACGUCCAAUAUGACGCAAACGGAAAUCCCAUUAACAACAAUUUCAAUGGAGGAAAUACCGGAUCAAACGUCCAAUACGACGCAAACGGAAAUCCUAUUAACAACAAUUUCAAUGGAGGAAAUACCGGAUCAAACGUCCAAUACGACGCAAACGGAAAUCCCAUUUACAACAAUUUCAAUGGAGGAAAUACCGGAUCAAACGUCCAAUAUGACGCAAAUGGAAAUCCCAUUAACAACAAUUUCAAUGGAGGAAAUACCGGAUCAAACGUCCAAUAUGACGCAAACGGAAAUCCCAUUAACAAUAAUAACGGAGGAUUUCCAUAG